This is a messenger RNA of Sorghum bicolor (sorghum), 1297 nucleotides long. RefSeq names its product CRIB domain-containing protein RIC4. The transcript has 2 exons. Lineage: Eukaryota; Viridiplantae; Streptophyta; Magnoliopsida; Poales; Poaceae. The record is from RefSeq and is a predicted model, not a curated record. Bases 265 to 804 code for a protein of 179 amino acids.
GUAAAGUAUGGUAUAAUAAUACAUUUUGGCCCCUCUUGCUAUAUAAACAGUCAAUCAUGCAUUCUUGGCAGCAAAGCCAAAAACACAAAGCCCCGGACGCCGGACGGGACGCCAGGGGAGCCCCAAUCCAUCCAUCCAUCCAUCUGCCAUAUAAGCUAGCUAUAGCCUAUAGGCGAGGAGACGAGAGACGCCGCCGGAUUGCCCACUCGUGUGCAGCGCCUGUGUUUCUCUGUGCGUGUGACGCCUGCCAGCAGAGGGCCGUCCAUGAAGGACCGCCGUGGCAGCUCCGGCGGCGGCGGCGACCGCUUCGCCGUCUUCCCCUUCUCCAUGGGCUGCAUGUCGCAGUCCGCCGUGUCCGUCGCCGACCCCAGCGAGAAGAAGGCGCAGGGGGACCCCUCCUCCUCGUCGUCCUCUGCUGCCGCCGCCGUCACGACCGCCAACACGGCGGCUCAGGUUCCAUCAGCAGGUUCAUCAGAAGAAGGCGCCGUGAAGGCGGCGGCGGCGACGCCGGGGCUCGUGGCGACCGGGGUGUCGAGGCUGAUGAAGGGGAUCCGGAGCCUGUCGCACAUGUUCGCGGCGUACGACGGCGACGAGGAGGAGGAAGAGGAGCGGGAGAUGGUGAUCGGGUACCCCACGGACGUGCAGCACGUGGGCCACAUCGGCUGGGACGGCCACAACAACACGGUUGGCGGCGCCGGCGCCGCCAUGGCGAGCAUGGUGAACGCCUUCUCGCUGCCCUCCUCCCUCUCCCUCCACCACCUCGACAUGGCCAUGGACCGCGCCGCCGCGCACGCCUCCGCCUGAACCUGACUUCCGCGCAGCUCCGUCGAAGGCUACCUGGUGCCGCCGCCGCCGCCGCCGCCGCCGUAGCUAGUAGAAUUUGCCAUUGAUUGCGUUGGUUUUGGUUGACACGUACGCGGAGAAGGAAGGACAAGUUGAUGAAUCGCGUUGGAAAUUGAUGGAUUCCCAUGUCUCCAAUUUGCUGCUUGCAUUGUUACUGCCGGCCGGUGCUACUACUGUGUUCUUGUUCUUGCCGGCGCCGGCCGUGAAGUGAAAACAUCUCCCUUUCUCUGUCAUCUGGUGUGAUGUGAGCUAGGACUAGGAUAUAUAGCAUCAGACGAGAAGCGUAUUUGUGUACAUAUGCAUGCCAACUUGUAUAGAUUGUGAAACUUUGGCAUCCCAUCACAUACAUCCCCAUCACACACCAAUGGUGCUUGCUGGAGCUCAUGUCAGUAUAUGUGCCUGCCAGUCACCUAUAACUCUGUGUGUUCUUUAGUCCCAAGUUUUAAAUUUUCAA